This is a messenger RNA of Varanus komodoensis (Komodo dragon), 4527 nucleotides long. RefSeq names its product integrin alpha-X-like. Bases 76 to 3552 code for a protein of 1158 amino acids. The record is from RefSeq and is a predicted model, not a curated record. Lineage: Eukaryota; Metazoa; Chordata; Lepidosauria; Squamata; Varanidae. Gene Ontology annotation, molecular function: integrin binding. The transcript is spliced from 30 exons. Gene Ontology annotation, cellular component: external side of plasma membrane; integrin complex. Gene Ontology annotation, biological process: integrin-mediated signaling pathway; cell adhesion mediated by integrin; cell-cell adhesion.
UUAGCCUGCUGGUCUUUUCCUCUUGCCCUGAGGCAUCCAUCCUGCCUACCACCCUACAUCGGAAGCUUACUGAGCAUGGAUCUUCCUCUGCUGUUUCUUCACCUGGGUACAGUGUUGGUGCCGUGGUGCUCUGGAUUCAGCGUGGACGUGGGCGCACCAACUAUUUUCCAUGGGCCAGUUCAGAGCUUUGGGGCGAGCGUGGCACAGACCAAGAAUACGGUGUUGGUUGGGGCCCCUCUCCAGAUAGGACGAGUGAAUGAAACCGGUCAACUCUACCGUUGUCAGUAUCCUUCUGGCGCUUGUUCAAACAUUCAUAUCCAACGACCCGUAGAUGCGGUUAAUAUGUCCCUUGGUUUGUCCUUGGCUACCCAGAAUUCUCAGGUCUUGGUAUGUGGCCCCACAGUGCACCGAGCCUGUGGAAAAAAUAUGUAUGUGAAUGGCUACUGCUUCCUUCUGAACCAGCAUUUCCAACAGGUCCAACGUUUUCCAGAGACUUUGUCAGAAUGUUCUGCUUAUCCGACGGACAUUGCAUUCUUGAUUGAUGGCUCAGGUAGCAUCAAUACACAGGACUUUAACAAAAUGAAGCUUUUUGUUUCUGAGAGCAUCAGAAGACUAUCUGGGAGAAACACACGGUUUGCCCUCAUGCAGUUUUCAGACAAAUUCAUGGAACAUUUUAAUUUCAACAGUAAUGAUCCAGCACACCGGGUAAUGGACAUUCACCAGAUACAUGGAUGGACCCACACAGCCACAGCCAUCAAGAAAGUUGUGAAUGAACUGUUCACUUCUUAUAAAGGCUCCCGAGAUGGGGCCACCAAGAUUCUUAUUGUGAUAACAGAUGGGAAGAAGACGGAUGACCUCCCAUACCGCCAUGUGAUACCAUUGGCCCAGAAGGCUGAAAUCAUCCGCUAUGCUAUUGGGGUUGGAGGUGCUUUUUCAACCACCAGUGCCAAGCAGGAACUGAGAGACAUUGCCUCUGAGCCUAAAGACGAGCAUAUUUUCAAAGUGGACAAUUUUGAUGCCCUCAGAGGUAUCCAGAACCAGCUGCAGGACAGAAUUUUUUCCAUUGAAGGUACACAAUUCCAGAGGAGCAGUUCCUUCCAGCUGGAAAUGUCCCAGGAAGGAUUCAGUGCCCUGCUGACUCCAGAAGAAACUUUCUUAGGAGCUGUGGGAGCCUAUGACUGGUCUGGAGGGGUGUUUCUAUAUCAAAACAACAAGAGAAACUCCCUCUUUAUUAAUGUCUCUAGCACUGCAGAGGAUGUGAACAAUAUCUAUCUUGGCUAUUCUUCUCAGACUGUCCAGCUCAAUGGGAGAAGAGGCCUUGUAUUGGGAGCCCCCCGCUACAACUAUGUUGGCAAAGUUGUUCUCUUCGAGAGAUAUGCCCAGAGUGGAGAAUGGCUGUGGGAAAUGGAGGCUGUUGGGGAGCAGGUCGGUUCCUAUUUUGGAGCAACAAUAUGCUCAGUGGACCUGGAUCAAGACACAAACACAGACUUGAUUCUGGUUGGAGCCCCCAUGUACUAUGAUGGUGUUACAGGAGGAAGGGUUUACAUCUGUCAUUUUAAGAAGACAACACUUCAGUGUAGCCCAGCUUUGAAAGGGCUGGGGGGACACAUUUUUGGUCGCUUUGGAGCCAGUAUGGCAGAAACGGGUGACAUCACUGGGGACAGAUGGACAGAUGUCGCAAUUGGGGCCCCCAUGGAGAAUGAGAAUGCAGGAGCCUUGUAUAUAUUUGCAGGGAAACAGACUUCAAUCAAUCCCAAUUAUAUCCAGCGCAUUGAAGGGCUGAAGUUUUCUGGAGGAUUCUUGUACUUUGGCCAAGCAGUCAGUGGAGGAACAGACCUUACAGGGGAUGGACUGAAAGACAUUGUUGUGGGACGACAAGGACAGGUCGUGCUGCUAAGAUCCCGUCCCAUUCUGCAAAUGAGGGUCUCCAUUGAUUUCCACCCUCCUGUGAUCCCCACUGCAGUCUUUGACUGUCAUGGACAAGAAUUCUUGGGGAGAGAGGCCAGCAAGGCAACAGUGUGUUUUAAAGUGGCUUUGGCAACUCAGCAGACACUAGGUAAAAUACUGAGUGACCUUCAGUACACCUUGGCCCUGGACUCUGGAAGAAGGAAGAUUCGCGCCUCCUUCCACUCUAAAUCCCCUGUUCUCAGUACAAGUUUGGUGAUUGGCCUGGAACAGACUUGCCGAGAUUAUUCAAUUAUAUUGCCUAUCUGCAUUGAGGAUACUCUGACGCCCAUCAGCUUGUGGCUCAAUUACAGCCUCACAGGGAGGCCCAUCUCAAAUUUCAAGGGCCUCCAGCCCAUCCUAAGUGGAGAGUCCCCGGAGAUCUACACAGCACAGCUCCCCUUUGAGAAGAACUGCGGCAGCGAUGGCAAAUGUCAAGAUGCUUUACAAACCUCUUUCACUUUUUCAGGCCUGGGCCUGCUAGUUGUUGGCCAGACACCCGAGGUGAAUGUAACAGCCUCCCUCUGGAACCAUGGAGAGGACUCCUACAGCACCACACUGACAUUCUUCUAUCCUGCAGGGCUCUCCUAUCGCAAGGUCACUUUGCUGCCGAGCAGCAAGAAGGUUGUGAGUGUUAGAUGCCACUCAGCUCCUGACUCUGAAGAUCAGGCCAACUGGGCCACCACAUGCAACAUCAACCACCCCAUUUUCUGGAGUGGGGGGCAGGCUAUCUUUAUUGCCACAUUUGAUGUUUCCCAAGAUGCUGAUCUAGGGGGCAAUCUGCGGAUCAUGGCUAAAGCCAAGAGUGAAAAUGGUGGCAAUAUCACAAAGGACAUGGUUCACCAAGCGGACUUGCCUGUCAAAUAUGCCGUGUACAUCAUUAUCACCGCCAUUGAGGAGUCAACCAAGUAUGUCAACUUCACAAUUGGCCAGGAGGAAGCAAGCAAAAGUGUGGAACAUCGAUAUGAGGUGAAGAACCUCCGUGAACGAAGCAUCCCCAUUUCAGUAAGGUUUCAGAUCCCUGUGAAACUGAAUGGGAUCCAGCUGUGGAAUGUGUCUCAGGUCUUCCCCUCUGAGCCUCAGCUUGCCAGAUGCGUCUUGGAAAGAGAAACUCCAGGCAUCAAGGAUUUUCCAGGGAAGGAAGAGCCACUCCUCCUGGACUGCUCCAGAGCCGCCUGCAAGGUGAUCCGUUGUGAUGUUUCAUUGCUGGAGUUACGAAAACAGCCACUGGCGUUCAGGAUCAAGGGGGACAUCAGCUUCCGGUGGGCAUCUCAGAUCCAGCAGAAAAAAGUGAUAUUGGUGAGCUCGGCACAGAUUUCCUAUGAUGAGGAAAAAUACACGGAGAAGGAGGGCUUUGCACAGACCCAGGUGCAGACAGUGGUGGAGCGCAUUGAGUUCUACAACUACCUGCCUGUGAUCAUUGGCAGCAGCCUAGGGGGGCUUGUCCUUCUUGCUGUCCUUGUGGCAGUCCUUUACAAGGUUGGGUUCUUCAAGCGCCGGUAUAAGCAGCUGAUGAGUGAUGAUGGGGCGGACAAUGCAACUGCACCACCUAAUCCCACCACUCAAGACAGCAGCUCCUUUCCUGCUUGCAAAGACAAUGACUCAUAAUGACUGUUUGGCACUCUAGAGAAGGUGCCCUUCACAAGACUGUUCUUAGAGCAACAGUUUUCCUCCCUGCUGUCCUCCGCUGACAAAUAUUCCGAGGCACACUGUCCCUGAACACGGAAGUUUCACUUAGCCACCAUGGCCAAUCUAUAGACCCAUUUUCCAUGCAUUGGCUUAAAAGCCAUCGAAACUACUGGCUAACUUCCUAUCCUUUGGCAUGUCUCCAUAACCAGAACUCUGUCCUUUAUUUCUUCACACAGCCAUGCUGAUAGAAAAGUGCAAACACUUUUGCAUGUUUGAAAGUCACGUUGAUAAAGCAAGAUUUAUCUGUGUUUUUAAAAAAAAAGUUACCACUGAGCAUUACAGUUUGUAACUGGUGGUCUUUAGUACAACAGAUCAUAUUUUGCAGAACAAAUAUAUGUUUAAUUCUAUGGGUUGAUAGUGGGGAGGAUCUUAAAAUAUCCUUGUGGAAAAUACCCUUUGGUUUCAGAUCCUACUUUUAGAAGGAGACAUGAAUGUAUUCCUGCUGGGUUUCUAAUUGCUGGUGGCAUUUCUGUACUAGAGUCCCAUUAAACCAGAGGCCAGGAAUUUCCCUAGUCUGUUUCUAUUUAGGUCCUCGAUUGUCAGAUCAGCCAAAAAUAUUGGAAAUGUGGCCAUGUAUAUGCAAUGAAAAGAGUAUAAAAAGUCACAGAAAUAUGGUAACUAUGUGUUAACAAAAUGGUGGGGUAUUCCAGGCCCUGGGGUAGAGUGACCUUACUGCAUAUUCCCCCUAACCAUGUGUCUUACUCAGAUUUAGAAAAGUGUACAUAGAAUUGCAGCCUUAGAGAUUAUGCCAAAUGCCCUCAGGAGUAAGACAUAACUGAGUACCCAUAUAUGUACAUGCAAGAAAUGCUAAAGUCAAUUUUUGAUUGAAUUUGUUUUAGUGGACUGUGACUUGUCUUGGGAAAUGUGUAUGUGAAUGAGACUGGGCAAGGGAAU